AUGUCACCGCGCACUGCCACCCAACUCGUCAUCCAGUCUCGACUUCCUCUGGCCAACGGGUCGCUGCCUCACGUGGUCCAGCUCAUCGACGGAUUCCUCGCGCCUUCGUGCUGGCAAGCCGCUUUCAAUGCUGCGUGCGAAGGCGGAGCGUCGGAGCGAAUGCUCGAGUUCUUUCUCCUAAGAGCGACCCCAGACUGGGACGAAGUUGCCGACGCUGCCGCGAAAGGCGGACACUCGCACGUUGUUCGGUGGGUAACCAGCCGUGUCGAGGGCCUGGACGCGUGGGAAACCUACUUCAGUAGAUCGUUCGUAGUGCAGACUGGCGACUACCGUGCCGGCUUCGGCGUCUACCGGCGCACGAAUCAUGCCAUGAAUGGGACGCUGGAUAUCAACGUGCACCGCAUCGAGUCGUUGAGUGCGGAUCCGGUAUUGGUACAGAACAAGCACGCGGUUUGCUUCUCGGUUGGGAGAUCGAAAUGCGUGAUGUCAUUCAAGACGCUCAAUACCCCCCUCGAUGAGACUCUGGCGGUAUACGUCAAGAACGCCCCUGGAAACUCGAUGGUGAACGUCAAACUGCUGCUUGAGGAGGGCGGAUUGCUGUUGAGCUCGGCGUUGACGAUCGUGGCGAUCGAGAUCCCGCUGAUCUACUUCCUCAAGAACCCGCGGGACAACCGUCUCGCGUUCACGUUAGUCAGCGAGGGGCGGAUCCUCAACACGAUGGUGCUUCACUACCGUGUGAGCUGGGCGACAAUGGACGCGAUGGUGACCGUCGAGGAGAAAUCCGGACUAUUCGAGUUUGUCGCGGGUGGUGUGGAGAUGGUUACUGCGGUGUGCAACAUGCUCUCACGUGCUGCUACAGCGGUGCAGCGCUUCGUUCUGAGUCUCCUCCCAGGGAAUUCGACGUAA
Messenger RNA from Phytophthora sojae, 906 nucleotides. RefSeq lists its product as hypothetical. The coding region runs from base 1 to 906 and encodes 301 amino acids. The record is from RefSeq and is a predicted model, not a curated record. The transcript is spliced from 2 exons. NCBI's taxonomy places the organism in Eukaryota, Oomycota, Peronosporomycetes, Peronosporales, Peronosporaceae.